UUUCUGCAGGAGAAGGGACGUGGCUCGGGUCGGUUUCAGCACCAUGGACAGCUCCCGCCGCGGAACCCGGGCAGAAUCCGGGUGUAAAAUCCGGGCUGGCCGAUCACAAUCCUGCAAAUCUGCUGAUUUCAAUUUAUAGGAGAAAAUGGGAGGAGGGGGCAGAAAUGCUGCAGAUUUUUUUCACAUCAACUCCGGUCACAUUAGAUUAUUUUAUUCCACUUGAACUGGGAUUAUAAACCGCCCCGGACCCCCCCGGACCCCCGGGUCCCCUGCAGCAGGUUUUCAGGGAUGCAUCUGCUCGGCUCCAGCCUCCGGAGCUCCGGUCCUCUCCUCCUCCUGGUCGUGCUCGUGUCCUGCGCCUGGCCGGCCGCGGGGACCGCGGGGAGGAAGAAGCUGUACAUCGGCGCGCUGUUCCCCAUGAGCGGGGGCUGGCCCGGGGGCCAGGCCUGCCUCCCCUCCGCCCGCAUGGCCCUGGAGCUGGUCAACCGCAGGACGGACAUCCUGCCGGACUACGAGCUGGAGCUGAUCCACCACGACAGCAGGUGCGAUCCCGGGGAGGCCACCAAGCUGCUGUAUGAUCUCCUCUACACGGAGCCCAUCAAGAUGGUGCUGAUGCCGGGCUGCAGCUCCGUGUCCACGCUGGUGGCUGAAGCUGCUCGCAUGUGGAACCUCAUAGUGCUGUCAUAUGGCUCCAGCUCUCCCGCCUUGUCCAACCGUCAGCGCUUUCCCACCUUCUUUCGAACUCAUCCAUCUGCAACGCUGCACAACCCCACCAGAGUUCAGCUCUUCCAGAAGUGGAAAUGGACCAAGAUCGCCACAAUUCAGCAAACCACAGAGGUUUUUACAUCGACUCUUGAUGACCUGGAGGACAGAGUGAAGGAGGCUGGAAUUGAUAUCACUGUCCGUCAGAGUUUCCUCACUGACCCUGCAGUCGCCGUCAAAAAUCUGAAGCGACAAGAUGCCAGAAUUAUGGUUGGCUUGUUUUACGAGACCGAGGCCAGGAAGGUCUUCUGUGAGGUGUACAAAGAGAAGCUUUACGGGAAGAAGUACGUCUGGUUCCUCAUUGGCUGGUACGGGGAUAACUGGUUCAGAAUUAAAGACCCAUCCAUCAACUGUACAGUGGAGCAAAUGACGGAGGCUGUGGAGGGUCAUGUGACCACUGAGAUUGUUAUGCUCAAUCCAGAAACGGUGCGAGGAGCGUCCAACCUGACCUCUCAGGAGUUCCUCUCCCAGUUAACGUCUAAACUGGGGGGUCAAAAUCCAGAGGAGACUGGUGGUUUCCAGGAAGCUCCGCUGGCUUAUGAUGCUGUGUGGGCGCUAGCCCUGGCCCUAAACAAGACCGUGGAGCCCCUAAAGGCCAAGGGCUACCGUCUGGAAGAUUUCAACUACCACAACAAACUCAUCACUGCUGAGAUCUACAGAGCAAUGAACACCAGCUCCUUUGAAGGAGUUUCAGGUCAUGUUGUAUUUGAUGCUCAAGGUUCUCGGAUGGCCUGGACUCUUAUUGAACAGCUUCAAGGAGGGAGCUAUAAGAAGAUUGGAUACUACGACAGCAGCAAAGGCAAUCUUUCCUGGUAUGGGAAUGACAGGUGGAUAGGUCCAGGACCUCCUGCAGACCAGACUGUGGUCAUCGAAGAGUUUCGCUACCUGUCCCAGAGGCUGUUUGUGUUCAUGUCUGUCUUUGCCGGAUUGGGAAUCCUGCUCGGCAUUGUGUGUCUCACCUUUAAUAUCUACAACAGUAACGUCAGGUACAUCCAGAACUCUCAGCCCUACCUAAACAACAUGACUGCGGUGGGAUGCAUGAUGGCGCUGGCUGCUGUCUUUCCUCUGGGCAUCGACGGAUUUCACAUCCACAGGAGCCAGUUUCCUGUCAUCUGCCAGUUUCGUCUGUGGCUCCUCGGUCUGGGCUUCAGUCUCGCUUACGGCAGCAUGUUCACCAAGAUCUGGUGGGUCCACACUGUCUUCACAAAGAAGGACGAAAAGAAGGACAAGAGGAAGCAGCACCUGGAACCGUGGAAACUCUAUGCUACAGUCGGCAUUCUGCUUGCAAUUGAUUUCCUGUCUCUGAUGAUCUGGCAGAUCAUUGACCCUCUACACAUCACAGUGGAGAAAUUCACCAAAGAGGCCCCCAAAGCGGACCUGGAUGUGCUGAUCCAGCCAUUACUGGAGCACUGCAGCUCAGAAAAGAUGAACACUUGGCUGGGGGUGGUGUAUGGUUAUAAAGGCCUACUGCUCCUGCUCGGCAUCUUCCUGGCAUAUGAGACCAAGUCCAUCUCUACAGAGAAGAUCAACGACCACCGAGCUGUGGGCAUGGCCAUCUACAAUGUUGCUGUGUUGUGCCUCAUCACGGCUCCGGUCACGUUGAUCCUGUCCUCGCAGCAGGACGCCUCCUUCGCCUUCGCCUCUCUGGCCAUCGUCUUCUCUGUCUACAUCACCCUGGUGGUUCUGUUCAUCCCCAAGAUGCGGCGCCUGAUCACCCGCGGCGAGUGGCAUUCUGACGCUCAGGAGACGAUGAAGACCGGCUCAUCCACCAACAACCACGAUGAGGAGAAGUCCAGACAGCUGGAGAAGGAGAACCAGGAGCUUCAGAAGAUCAUCCAGGAGAAGGAAGAGCGAGUGUCGGAGCUGAGAAACCAGCUGGUCGAGCGCCAGGCCCUGCGAUCACGGAGACCAACAUCCAUCAGCAUGAACCACAUCCCCGUUCCUCUCCCCAUCAGCGACCCCCGGUCCCUGGGCCCCCCCCCAGGAUACCCCACGCCCAUCUGCGACACCCACUCCAUGUCCCCGUCCUUCACUAACUCAGCCAGCCUCUAUCAGGCAGACAGCAGAAUCAGCAGGAAUAACUGCCACACCAGCCCCCUGCAGAUGCUCUACAAGUAAAAACUGUAUUUCCAAUGACCCCUGCUCUUCCACAUGCACGCAUGAUGGAGAAGGAUGUGAUCUAAACUCA
Molecule: messenger RNA, 2950 nt
Organism: Cololabis saira (Pacific saury)
Lineage: Eukaryota; Metazoa; Chordata; Actinopteri; Beloniformes; Belonidae
Gene: gabbr1b
Product: gamma-aminobutyric acid (GABA) B receptor, 1b
Exons: 18
Coding region: 289-2880 (863 amino acids)
Biological process (GO): G protein-coupled receptor signaling pathway; gamma-aminobutyric acid signaling pathway
Cellular component (GO): membrane; G protein-coupled receptor heterodimeric complex
Molecular function (GO): G protein-coupled GABA receptor activity
Source: RefSeq, a predicted model, not a curated record